CAAGGUUCCAGUUUGUUUGCAAUCAUGACCUUCUCGUCAAGUGUAGGUCCUUAUUAGUCCAAAUACCUGUGAUCAAAAAAGAAUAAAUAUAAAUAGAUGCUAAACACUGUGGUAAUUAGGCAAUAAAAUAUCAAUUACAACACUAUUUAAGACGCAUAUUAUUUCUAACUUAAUGAUGUUAUUGUUCCAGGAUGCGUUACAAAAAUGGAGCGUUGUGAUCUUCAUAGUGUUGGUAGUCGUGCACUCCCAGAUGCAGAUGAUGCCGAUGCCAUACGGGUACGGGCCGCCGAUGAUGAUGGCGCCGCCCCCGCCGCCCAUGGCCAUGCCGGUCCCGGUGCCUGUGGCCAUCCCCAUCCCUUACCCAGAGUCCACCACGACCACCACCACCACCACAACCACAGAAAAAUCCAGCGCAGGCGGUGGUAGUGACGGCGGCAUGCAAAUACCCAUAGCUAUCCCGCUACCAGUGCCGCAGUUUGUGCAGAUCGCAAUUCCAAGCUUUCAACCUCCAAAUUGUAUGCCACCAAAGCCUAAAGGUAACGGUAACGGUAAUGGUGGCAAAAAUAAAAGUUGUCCCCCUUGUCCACCAUGCUCGUGUAAUCCAUGCACGCCUUCUUUCUUCUCUUUCUGUUCGCCUUGCCAUCUGCAGUGUAGAUGCAAGAAUGGACAAGAGAACCCUGCCCCUCAGCCACCGAACCCUCCCCAACCCAUUCCAGGUCCUGCGUUCCCGAUGCCUAUCCCCAUGCCCGCUCCACCUCCCGUAGUCAUCGUGCCAUUCCCUCCUCAGUUCAGCCCGCAACAACCAGAACAGCAUACGGAAUGUGAAUCCCACUCAGUCAGCGCAUCCUGUUCGGCAGAGAAGGAAUCAAAGUCGUGUGAAAAUGGCAGGAAUCGAAAAAAGAAACGCAAAAAGGAUAGAAAAAAGAAAAGAUCAGGAUACGAUAUAUACAGAAGAAGAAAUUUUGGCUUCAGAACCAGAGAUAGCAGUGAUGGUGGACUUAUUAAACCUGUGCUCACUUACAUGUCCAGAAAUGGAGAUAUUAAGAUGAAGAGACGACUGAGUAAUGACGAGGCAAAUGCUUUAAUAGGAGAUGGUGAAGUUCAAAAUGUGCGCUUAAUAGCUGGCGAUGAUUCAGAUAACAGGCCAAGAAUAGUAGUCAUGACUCAGCCAGUUCCGAGAAGCCGCGACUAUCGGAGACACCUGGUGGUGGAGGACGGCAGCUCGCAGCACACGCUGGGGAGUGGGAGGAAGGAACUGGUCUUCCGACCAUCUGAUAAUAAGAAGAUUAGCAACCUAUCAGUGUCAUUCCAAAUAAGCAAAUAG
Molecule: messenger RNA, 1324 nt
Organism: Helicoverpa zea (corn earworm)
Lineage: Eukaryota; Metazoa; Arthropoda; Insecta; Lepidoptera; Noctuidae
Product: developmental and secondary metabolism regulator VEA1-like
Exons: 1
Coding region: 173-1324 (383 amino acids)
Biological process (GO): proteolysis
Molecular function (GO): metallocarboxypeptidase activity; zinc ion binding
Source: RefSeq, a predicted model, not a curated record